Messenger RNA from Knipowitschia caucasica, 867 nucleotides. Lineage: Eukaryota; Metazoa; Chordata; Actinopteri; Gobiiformes; Gobiidae. The record is from the annotation of a GenBank genome assembly.
AUGCCCCAAACCAGGAGCAGGAGAAAGAAACAACAAGGCUCAAAAUUGGAAAUGAGUGCCAAGGACGUGAGCAAGUCUACUACAGCUGCGGCUGAUGAGGACACGCCGGGUUGGGCAAAGUGUCUGAUCGCUACUUUUAACAAAAAUCAGCUAGACUUGAACGCAAAAUUGGAAGAAAUCAACACGAGCGUUCAUUCCAUAUCUAAAGAAUUCAAAGAAAUGAACGAUCGGGUUACGGCCGCGGAGAAGCGCAUAAGUGACCUGGAAGACAGUCGCAACGAGGAGAAUUGCACAGUGCAAACGCUGCUUAAACAAGUGUCAACACUUGCUGUUAGAGUGGAUAUGCUGGAGGCGCGCAGCAGAAUGAACAACAUCAGAAUAAUUGGCCUUAAAGAAGGCAUGGAGGUGGACAAUCUGAUGGGAUUACUGGAUCAGUUGUUCCGAUACAUUCUGGACGUAGAGGAGAGCGAUACAACUCCCGAGGUGGAAAGGGCUCACAGAGCUCUACGUCCGCGACCGAACCCAGAGGACCCCCCGCGCAUGGUUAUAGUGCGCCUGCUGAGAUGGAGAGACAAACUAAAACUGCUGAUGGCUGCUAAGAAGAAGGGAUCACUCUCCUGGGACGGUCAGCCCUUCUAUAUUCGCCAGGAUCUGACAUCGGAGGUUCGGAGACAACGGGCUGAGUACAACGAGAUUAUUGAGGAGCUGAAGAAGCAAGGUGUAAGAGUCGGCGUACUUUACCCUGCUCGCCUGGUCGCCACCAUCGAUAGGAAGAAAUGCAUUUUUGAAACUCCAGAAGAAGCUAGACGGGGACUCUCACGACUGCUGCAGAAGACGCGCGCGUCUGUGCCAGACUCAGCCACCUGA